UUUUUUCGGCUCAGCAGAAGGGCCCGCAAAAAGGCGCAGCUUUCCUUUGGUCAAGGCAAGCGGCGAAAAAAUCCUUGCCAUGAGGAACUGCAAAGCCGCGCUGGCCGCAGGCACUCUGGGCGCGCUGGCGUGCACUUAUGACACCUCCUUCGUCGCGCUGGGGAAGGCGGUCACCUCCAGCAAGGAGCCGGGCCCUGCGCGUGCGAAGCCAUCGGCGCAAGGCGCGGCCACCCCCCUGGCGACCGGCAUGGCGGCUGCUGGCCUGGCCGGCGCCGCGGCAGCCGCGGCGGGGAGCUCUCGGCCGGCCCG
Molecule: messenger RNA, 309 nt
Organism: Effrenium voratum
Lineage: Eukaryota; Dinophyceae; Suessiales; Symbiodiniaceae
Source: the annotation of a GenBank genome assembly